GGGAGCUAACCCACUGAGAGAAAAAAAACGGCAAUGGAAACGGAAGGAGCAGGGGAAAGCGGUUGGCUACGUUACCUUACGCUGCAGUAGUUUUCCCGUGGCCGUGAUGGCAUGGCCAGCCGAGGCGGGAGAUCCUCGGGGGCCAUUAUUGUACUGCCGGCGGGUGGUGGCCACCCCCACUCUUCCCGGGCGGGAGGCGAGGGCGGCCGCGAGGCUGCUGCGGGAGCGCCUUUCUCCCCGCACGGAGGGGCCAGUCGGGCGGCACGGAUUAAAUGGAGCGCGGGGGAAGGGGGGACGCCGGAAAAACCAUGUGUGCGUGGGCGAGAAGUGCAAUGCUUUUUGUGGAGUUGGCCUGUAGGACUGGAAAAGUGCAGGCGUGUGUGUGUGCAAGACGGGACUUGUCAGGCGUGGCCUGGCCUGGUCUGGCCGGCUCGGCAACUGUC
Pichia membranifaciens NRRL Y-2026 is the source of this 443-nucleotide messenger RNA. RefSeq lists its product as hypothetical. The coding region runs from base 107 to 358 and encodes 83 amino acids. Lineage: Eukaryota; Fungi; Ascomycota; Pichiomycetes; Pichiales; Pichiaceae. The transcript has a single exon. The record is from RefSeq and is a predicted model, not a curated record.